UCCAACUGAAGAGCGGCGGACCAAACCACCCCGGCAGCGCGAGACGUCACACGCACCGGGGCGCGAGGGCUAGCGUUUAGCUUCACCAGGUAACCGGGCCGGAACCGAGAUAACCCGCUGCGGGGGGUUUAUGAGAAGGUUUGGUCUGCAGUCCGUGGUGUGCAUGGGAGCAUGUCGAGCGUGGGUCAGGACAGAAGCAGCCGAUGGCAAGAGAUCGAGAAAGGGCUGCAGUUCAUCCAGUCCACCCUGCCGUUCCCUGGUAGUCAAGAACAGUAUGAGAUAUUUAUCCAGGACCUGGUGAGGAAUCUGUUCGGGGAGGGAAAUGAUGUGUUUCAUGAGGGUGAAUGGGCACGUUCAGUCGAGCUGUACACAGAGGCCUUAAACAUAGCAGAGUAUGCAGGUUCAGAAGAUAUCCUCAUAGCUUGUGAGCUGAGGGAGAAGCUCCAUGCCAAUCGUGCUGCAUCGUACUUAAACAUUGGUCUGCAUGACCAAGCACUGGUGGACUGUGAAAAAGCACUUCAGCUUAAUGACAAAAACCACAGAGCGCUCUAUCGGAAGGCCAGGUCCCUGAAGGAGAUGGGAAGGCAUCAAGACGCCUAUGAGGCUGUAGCCAAGUGCUCCAUGGCAGUGCCUCAGGAUACAAAUGUGAUUCAGUUGACUCAGGAGCUUGCCAAAAUGUUGGGCCUGAAGAUUCGUAAAGCCUAUGUCAGGGGAAAGCCUGCCUUAAAUGUGUUGUCUGGCUCAAGUAUUUCCGGAGCAGCAAAUGAAAAGCAGUCACAGACCUCUGCUUCUGUGGAAGAUAUUGAAACAGAUGCCUGCCACUCUAACCAGGCUAUUGCUUCUUCAAUGCCUGUAAGCAUGCCACUGUGCCCUCCUGUGAGUGAGAAAGUAGAAGUGGAGCCUCCGCCUGCCCCUGUCAAUAUUAUGCCCUCUGUACCCCCUAUUGAGCCACAUAACCCUGAGCCCAAUCCAAUGUCCGUGCAUAUGCCUUUGGUUAAUGGCUCGAGACCUAGUGAGUCCUAUGCAGUUCCAGAGCCACAGUUGGACUUUGAUGCAGAGAUUAUUGGGGAUGAUCUGGAUGAGUUACUUGAUGCAGCUCCUGCUGAUCCCUCUGUGGUCAUUCCUACAGUGAAAGGUCCCCUUCCUUUACCUACCAGUAUUGCCAGUGUAAGUUCCAUGUCUGCAUCUCUUCAUUUACCCCCCCUGCUGAGCCAUCCAAUGCUAGUGGCAACCCAGUGCACUGUGAAUCUCCCAGCACCCUACAACAAACCAGUAUCGUCAAGCUACUCCCUCGGCCUGGAUACGUUCGCUUCUCCGCUGGAUUCGCUGGAUAGCUUGUCUAUUUCAGAACCUCAGUCAGGUUUUGGCCAGCAUACAUUUAUGAUUGGAAGCAAUGAAAUAACCUUACCCCCCAUGCCACCCAUGGGGAUGCCUUUCGGUAUGCCGGAGAGCAGCAGUUAUGCCCAGGAGCUUCCACCACAAGUGGACUUGGCCAAGAAUCCACUCGCCGACACUCAUGAGUUUAAACAAGCCUGCUCUACAUGCUUCAGAACUGGGCCUGGAGUUCUUGAUUUUUCCUAUCAUCCAGAGGACCAUAAAUGUAAAAAGGACUUGUUGCUUGGAAGACUCAAACAUUCAGAUAACCUUACAUGGAAACUGAUUCGUCCUAGGCCAACCAAAAACCAGUAUGUGGGGCCGUAUUAUAUUUGCAAAGAUGUAGCCAAUGGAGAAGAGUGUAAGUACCGUGGUCACUGCACUUUUGCCUAUUGCCAAGAAGAGAUUGAUGUCUGGACUCUGGAGCGCAAAGGCUUCAUCUCUAGAGACCUGCUGUGUGAUCCGUAUGGGGCUAGGAUGAAGGUCACUUUGUCGGUCCCCAAAAUCCUACAGGAGCACCAAGGGAUAUUUAUGUUCCUUUGUCAGGUGUGCUUUGAUCACAAACCCAGAAUAAUCAGCAAACUCAAUAAGGACAACCCAGCUGUCUGCUCUCAUCCAGUGACAAAGCAUGUGUUUGAAGAACACAAGUGCCUGGUGCAUGUUUUGAAGGAUGUCACCCUAAGCUACUCCAAAAUUCGCCCAUACUUUCCAACCUGUCAGUUAGACCUGUGUAGGCAUGCGGUACGGUAUGGCUGCCAGAGAGAGGACUACUGUUUCUACGCCCACAGCCUCAUCGAGCUCAAAGUGUGGGUGAUGCAGCGUGAACAAGGCAUUACCCAUGAAAGUAUUGUCCAGGAGGCAAAGAAGUUUUGGAAUAUUGAGUCCAACUCUCAAGUACAGGAGCUGCAGCUCUCCUUAAAGAAGUUCGGUCCUUCCAAUCUUAAGAUGCAGUUUGUGUGUGAGCAGUGCUGGAGGAACGGUCAGGUCAGCGAGCCUGACAAGAACAGGAAGUACUGCAGUGCUAAGGCCAGGCACAUAUGGUCCAAAGACCGGCAGGUGGUGCUGGUUAGCUCCAUUGAAAGAAGGAAGUGGAUACAGAUGCGUUCUCUCCCAAUCAGAAAGCCUGCACCUUCUCAAUUUGAGAUUUGCAUGCAUGUGGCUGCUGGCAAGAAGUGCCAGUACAUUGGGAACUGUACCUUUGCCCACAGUCCAGAAGAAAAAGAUCUCUGGACGUACAUGAAAGAUAACAAUAUUGCAGACAUGGGGCAGCUUUAUGAGCUGUGGCUGCAGUCUCAGAAGCCAAGCUGCUCUGCUGAGGGCUCGAGCAGUUCUACCAAGGAGAAUGGCAAGCAGAUUCACUUACCCACAGACUACGCAGAGGAAAUUGCUGGUAAUCACUGCUGGCUGUGUGGGAAGAACUGCAACAGCGAGAAGCAGUGGCAGCAGCACAUCACUUCAGAGAAGCACAAGGACCGCGUGUUCAACUCUGAGGACGACCUGAACUGCUGGCAGUAUCGCUUCCCAACAGGAACCUUCAAAGUCUGCGAGCGGUUCCGGAUCGGUACAUGCACCGAGGAGGAGCUCUGUAAACUGGCCCACGGAGAGGAGGAGCUGAAGGAGUGGCAGGACCGGAGAGAAUUCCUAUUGCAGAGACUUGCCAAAGCACGGAAUGAUCACUUGCUAGCACCAAAUGAUAACGACUUUGGCAAAUAUAGUUUUCUGCUUAAAGAUUUAAAGUAAUUUUUUAUUAAUUUGGCGAAUCUUCACAAGGUGUUCAGAGCAAAAAUAAAAUUUGGAUUACAGUAUUGAAGCAGAUGAGCACGUGUGAUGCUCCUUGCAGUUAAAGAGAGGGGAAGAGCCCCCUCGAGCUCUUUCUCUGUUUGAAUUUAAUGGAAAGCACAGAGCUGGCCUUGUGUUCUAUGUAAUCAUGGCUUUGUUGCUUUCAUCACAGAGGGAGAAAACAAAACGCACUAUUGCCUUUUAUGUUUAAGUUCCUUAGGUGUUGCACGAUGGACUGCUUUUUACGAAAUUUGCAGAUUAUGAUCAGGCCGAGAACACCAAAGAAGUAGUCUGGAGCCCUAUUUGGACUGGAUUAGUUUUACCAGGGGAGGUGGGAUAGUGUACUUUUACUACAGGAAGGCAGGGAAAGAUGAAUGAUGAAUGAAUGAUUUGUAAAGGAUUAGAAAUCUGGGUAUAAACAAGAGAUGGGAGUGGCUUCUCCAUUUAUGCACAACCGUUAAAAUGUAAUUACAGCUCCAUGUUUAACACGCAUGACUUGUAAUGACACAGACUUGUCUAGUUGCACAAGCUGCACAUCUUUGGUUUGUCUUCUGGAUUUAAGUGCUAGAUUUCUUAAACUUCAAACCCAGGGUAUCUGUGUAAUGCAUGACUAAACUAAACACCCCCUCAAGCACCUCUGUACUUGAGAAAAGCUGCCAAAACUCAUAAUCUACAGUAUUUUAUAGAAUAUUUAGCUAAAUGUGAUUGAUCUGCAUGUCUUUACUGACGCAGGAGUUCACAGUCUGAGAUAACGACUGAUGAUACAUUCAUACUAGACUAAAAUCACUGGCAAACUCUGGUAAUAAUUACAUAACCCCUCCUCCCCAUAAAAAAAAAAUCUCAUCCUAAUAGGGCUCAAGAAGUAUAAACAUGAUUGGGCAAAACUGACGGAGUCUGUGAGUUUGAGAUAUGGUUGAUUUUCUUUCUUUCUUUUUCCACUUAACGUAAUUUUCAGUUUUUGUCUUUUUGUUUUCCUUUAUAAUUGGAAUUUGGGGUCCUAUUAAUUGGUUUUAUUUCAUGGAGGUAUGUUUAUUUUAUAAUUUCACUGUUGUAUCUGUUGAAUUACAAUGUAUGUUUUAGACAGAUUAUACAAAUCUACCAAAUACCCACAGAAUUAUUCAUUUUCUAUCACGGAUGCAGAGAAACAGGACAUGCACAAGCUGAAAUGCAAACAAAACAAAGCAUGAAGAAGCAAAUAACUGACAUGAUGGCACUCAGCAUGAUCAACUGUAGUUUUAAUGGUUUUCUAAUUGGUUUCUUCAGUAUCCAGGCAGCUGUUCCAUCUUGCCUCCUGUGUUCCUGUUCUGGCCUCGGCGUGACCGGUUCCCUUUUUUUUUUACAGUCCUUUUUGAUUUAAUGUUAAAGAACAGUGGUAUAAGAAAAGCAGUUCAGAGCAGUCCUGUUUGUUGGUCUAACCUGUCUGGACAUCAGUGCCAUUAAACGUUUGUAUUCGUAUUAGGUAUUAUUGAAAUUCAGUGGCAGACUCUUUAUUAAAGGGCUGGAAGGUCAUAAGGCUAGAAUAAACCAUAAUGUACUGCACUUUCUUUAUUGUGUUGAACAUUGGAAUGAAACAUUACAUAAAGAAAUGGUUAUAUAGGGAUUAAUGUAUCUAAUAUUGCAUACCUGUAGAAUAAAGUGUAUUUUGCUUC
Messenger RNA from Astyanax mexicanus (Mexican tetra), 4802 nucleotides. It is a transcript of the gene zc3h7a, whose product is annotated as zinc finger CCCH-type containing 7A. The coding region runs from base 172 to 3114 and encodes 980 amino acids. The record is from RefSeq and is a predicted model, not a curated record. Gene Ontology annotation, biological process: miRNA processing. NCBI's taxonomy places the organism in Eukaryota, Metazoa, Chordata, Actinopteri, Characiformes, Acestrorhamphidae. The transcript is spliced from 23 exons. Gene Ontology annotation, molecular function: miRNA binding; metal ion binding; protein binding.